Molecule: messenger RNA, 3196 nt
Organism: Tachyglossus aculeatus (Australian echidna)
Lineage: Eukaryota; Metazoa; Chordata; Mammalia; Monotremata; Tachyglossidae
Gene: ADAMTS15
Product: ADAM metallopeptidase with thrombospondin type 1 motif 15
Exons: 8
Coding region: 1-2847 (948 amino acids)
Biological process (GO): extracellular matrix organization; proteolysis
Molecular function (GO): zinc ion binding; metalloendopeptidase activity
Source: RefSeq, a predicted model, not a curated record
AUGCAUCUGCUGGCGCUGGGCGUCGUGGCCCUGGCCCUCCUGGGUGGGGCCGGCCGGGCGUCGGGCCCGGAUCAGGAGGUGGUGGUGCCCAUCCGGCUGGACCCGGACAUCAACGGCCGCCACUACUACCGGCGGGGCCCCGACGAGGCCGGCGGCCGGGGCCUCACCUUCCAGAUCGCCGCCUUCCAGGAGGACUUCUACCUGCACCUGGCCCCGGACGCCCGCUUCCUGGCGCCCGCCUUCUCCAGCCGCUACCUGGGCGGGCCGGGGCCCGGGACGGAGCCCGGGGCGGUGCCAGGGCCGGUGCCAGGGCCGGUGCCCGGGCACUGCUUCUACUCCGGGGACGUGAACGCCGAGCGGGACUCGUUCGCCGCCCUGAGCCUGUGCGGGGGGCUGCGGGGCGCCUUCGGCUACGGCGGGGCCCGGUACACCAUCAGCCCCCUGGGCAACGCCAGUGCGGAGGCCGGGGCCCAGCGCCCCGGGCAGGGGCUGCACCUCCUGCAGCGCCGCGCCGCCCCCGGCCGGCCCCCGGGGGGCCCGGCCCCCCGCUGCGGGGUGGCCUCCUCCUGGAACCCCUCCAUCCUGCGGGCCCUGGACCCCUACAAGCCCCCGCGGGGCCCCCGCCGGGCCAAGCGCUUCGCCUCCGUCCCGCGCUUCGUGGAGACCCUGGUGGUGGCCGACGAGUCGAUGGUCAAGUUCCACGGGGCGGACCUGGAGCACUACCUGCUGACCCUGCUGGCCACGGCCGCCAGGCUCUACCGCCACCCCAGCAUCCGCAACCCCAUCAGCGUCGUCGUCGUCAAGAUGCUGCUCCUCGGGGAGCGCGACAAGGGGCCCAAGGUCUCGGGCAACGCGGCGCUCACGCUGCGCAACUUCUGCGCCUGGCAGAAGAAGCUCAACAGAGGGAGCGACAAGCACCCCGAAUACUGGGAUACGGCCAUUCUCUUCACCAGGCAGGAUCUGUGCGGCGCCACCACCUGCGACACCUUGGGCAUGGCUGAUGUGGGCACCAUGUGCGACCCUAAGAGGAGCUGCUCGGUAAUUGAGGACGACGGGCUGCCGUCUGCCUUCACCACUGCUCAUGAGCUGGGCCACGUGUUCAACAUGCCCCACGACAACGUGAAGGUGUGUGAGGAAGUGUUCGGGAAGCUGCGGGCCAAUCACAUGAUGUCCCCCACCCUCAUCCAGAUCGAUCGUGCCAACCCUUGGUCAGCCUGCAGCGCUGCCAUCAUCACAGACUUCCUGGACAGUGGGCACGGCGACUGCCUCCUGGACCAGCCCGGCAAGCCCAUCUCGCUGCCCGAGGCCGACCUGCCCGGCAGCAGCUACAGCCUGAGCCAGCAGUGUGAGCUGGCCUUCGGCCUGGGCUCCAAGCCCUGCCCCUACAUGCAGUACUGCACCAAGCUCUGGUGUACGGGCAAGGCCAAGGGUCAGAUCGUGUGCCAGACGCGCCACUUUCCCUGGGCGGACGGCACUGGCUGCGGCGAGGGCAGGUUCUGCCUGAAGGGAGCCUGUGUGGAGAGGCAUAGCAUCAGUAAGUACAGGGUGGAUGGCUCCUGGGGGAAGUGGGAGCCGUAUGGGCCGUGCUCCCGGACCUGCGGCGGGGGCGUGCAGCUGGCCAAGAGGGAGUGCGACCACCCGGCCCCCGCCAAUGGGGGCAAAUACUGCGAGGGCAUCCGGGUCAAGUAUCGUUCCUGCAGCCUGGAUCCCUGUCCCAAUGCAGUGCUGGGCAAGAGCUUCCGCGAGGAGCAGUGUGAGGCUUUCAACGGCUACAACCACAGCACCAACCGGCUGACGCUCGCCGUGGCCUGGGUGCCCAAGUACUCCGGCGUCUCGCCCCGGGACAAGUGCAAGCUCAUCUGCCGUGCCAAUGGCACUGGCUACUUCUACGUGUUGGCACCCAAGGUGGUGGAUGGUACCCCCUGCUCUCCCGACUCCACCUCCAUCUGCGUCCAGGGCAAGUGCAUCAAGGCAGGCUGUGACGGGAAGCUGGGCUCCAAGAAGAAGUUUGAUAAGUGUGGCGUGUGUGGAGGAGACAACAAGACCUGCAAGCGGGUCACAGGCCUCUUUACCAAGCCUAUGCACGGCUAUAACUUUGUGGUGGCCAUCCCAGCCGGGGCCUCCAGCAUCGACAUCCGGCAGCGCGGCUACCGAGGGCUGAUCGGCGACGACAACUACCUGGCCCUGCGUAACGGGCAGGGCCAGUACCUGCUCAACGGCCACUUCGUGGUGUCGGCCGUGGAGCGGGACCUUCCGGUCAAGGGCAGUCUGGUACGCUACAGCGGGACGGGCACGGCCGUGGAGAGCCUGCAGGCCUUCCAGCCCAUCCAGGAGCCCCUGACGGUGGAGGUGCUGUCGGUGGGCAACAUGACGCCCCCGCGGCUCCGCUAUUCCUUCUACCUGCCCAAGGAGAGCCGCGAGACCAAGCCCGCCCGGCGCCCGGAUGUCCACGGCCCCCCAGCCCCGGGCCUCUCCAACCGCGUGGAGCAGCCGGACUUCGGGGGGCGGCCCCCGGCCCGCUGGGUGGCGGGCGGCUGGGGCCCCUGCUCGGUCAGCUGCGGGCACGGGCAGCAGAAGCGACCCGUGAGCUGCCACCCCGCCUCGGGGCUCCCCGGCCCAGCCGCCUGCCCUCUGGAGCAGCGCCCGGCUGAGGUGCGGCCCUGUGGGGAGCCUUGCCCCUCCUGGGAGGUGGGCGUCUGGUCUCCCUGCUCCAAGACCUGCGGCCGUGGCUUCAAGCGGCGGCCGUUGCACUGCCUGGGUCAGGGGGCCCGUCUGCUGCCCCGGGACCGCUGUAACCCGAGGCAGAAGCCUCAGGAGUUGGACUUCUGCACCCAGAGGCUGUGCUGAAGGGGCUCCUCCCUCCGCCCCGGGGACGCCCCUGUCCGCUCUCCCACCGGCCGGCAGCCGAAGGGAUAGGCCACGGCUUGGCUGAGGGCCAGCAGGGACUAAGGACUUUGGAACAGGAGUCAGAGCCUCUUCGCCCCGGGUCUUCCUUCAGGGCAGGGGCCCAGCACACUCCGCGUCUACCUCGCACUGCUGCCCCCUCACUCGGUCUGGGCCCGGGCGGUGCCGAGCAGGGGCCUAGGGGAGCAGGAGACCUGGCCACCUCUCUUGGCCAUCUAUCCUCGCCCUCAUGGACCCUGGCAAGAGGGGCCUCCCUCUACGGUGGGCUCUGGGCUUGGAAGGGGCAGACCUG